CUCGGGGAAAAAUGUCAGCACGUUUUGAGAACGUUCCUGUGGUCGAAGUUUCAGCGGACAAUUUUGCAGAAUUAUGGCCUUUUAUGGUUCGUGCAAUAAAAAAAUCUUCAUUUGUGGCACUGGACACGGAGAUGAGUGGAAUUGGUGAGAGAAAGAAUCUAAUGACACAAUUUGUUGAAGACCGGUAUAAAUACAUGUGUGAAGUGGCACAAUCCAGGGCCAUUCUCUCUCUUGGCAUUUCUUGUUUCAAAUUGAAGAAGAAAAAGAUGAAUAAUGAAACAGAAUGCAAAGAAUCUGGAACAAAACUGAACAUCAGGAUCAAGACAUUUAACAUUGUCGUCCUUUGCACUGAAAACUUUGUGGUAGAACCAAUGUCUUUGACAUUUUUGGUCGGACAUGGCUUUGACUUUAACAAACAGUAUGCCAGAGGGGUUCCAUAUUCAAGAGGAGAUGAUAAGUUACAGGUAAAAUCUGGCACACCACAGUACUCUGUGAGAAAUCUCUUCAAUCAACUUAUUCUGGCCAAUAAACCUAUUGUCGUUCACAAUGGUUUUUUAGAUUUGGUGUUUUUGUAUGAGAACCUCUACUGCAAGUUGCCUGACAAACUACAAGUGUUUACUGCAGAUUUAGCAGAAAUGUUUACAGCUGGUGUAUUUGAUACCAAGUUUGUGUCAGAGUACAGCGUGAGGGAACCUGCAUCAUUCUUGCUCUAUAUUUUCAAAAAAUGCCAAAGGACCAACAUUCAUCAUCAAAACCAAGGAAGAAAGUAUGUUUGUCCAAAAUUUCGCGAAGAAGCCUCACUAUCAAGUUUCACUGAGCACAUCUAUUGUGGGGCACGUGAUGAAAGCGAGGCUGUUAAUGUUGACGUCAUGGUCUGUGAGAAAUUUGCGGCUUAUGGAUUUUGUCCUCGGGAAAAAUCCUGUUCAUUUUCACACGACGUCGAUGAUGUUUUGGAUCGUGAGUGGAGAGUGAAAGAAACCAAGAGGCUGAAACGAAAACGAAAACGUCACAACUCUGGUAAUAAUGAAUGCGAUGUAACUAAAACACAUGGUACUGAAAAUUCGCCCCAAACAGACACUUCGGAGGUAGUGGGUGCACGUGAUAAACAGGACACUCACGUGACGUAUCUGCGUGAUGCUCACGUGAGUCAAUCCAACGGCGUCAAGACACGUGACUGUGGUCACAGAGCAGGUUUCGAUGCGUUUAUGACCGGCUAUUGUAUGGCGACUUAUCUAUUACAGCUUGGCAAAGAAAGUGUUGAUAACGAACUCAGCCUCUCCUCCCUAGUGGAUGUUGCGAACAAGCUAAGCCUUACAAGGAAAGACGUUCCAUUACAAAUCACUCGAAGUCAUUUCACUCGACCGUCAGCUUCGCACGCUGAAAAACUUAAACGACUGAAAAAUCAGCCUGAGUCGUCAGAACAGGCAUAUUGAAAUAUUUAGCACUGCUAAAUUUCUUUGUAACAUUUCAAAAUGUCAAUUUUUAAACUAUUCCUCUCCAAAACAUUUCAUUAUUAAUUUUUUCAUUUUAUUGUUGCA
Messenger RNA from Pocillopora verrucosa, 1538 nucleotides. RefSeq names its product target of EGR1 protein 1. Gene Ontology annotation, biological process: snRNA 3'-end processing. Gene Ontology annotation, cellular component: cytoplasm; Cajal body. Gene Ontology annotation, molecular function: metal ion binding; snRNA binding; 3'-5'-RNA exonuclease activity. The record is from RefSeq and is a predicted model, not a curated record. NCBI's taxonomy places the organism in Eukaryota, Metazoa, Cnidaria, Anthozoa, Scleractinia, Pocilloporidae.